UGUAUAGGAAGGGAGGGCAAUCUUGUCCAGACUCUAAUAAGAACCCAAUGGCUGGCGCACGGCGGGCAGGAGCGCUUCAACACGAAACGAGACACAAGUGGACGGACACAACAUCUCGAGGCGCUUGCUGGAGGCAGGAAUGGGAUGAGAUUCUGAGAAUUCGUAGAGGAGAUAUUUCACAGAGACGCAACAGUGAUGUAGGUGCGCGUCAGGUUUGCUAUUGCUGAACUGCCCGGUGACUGGAGAGAGAGGCGGUAGGUAAGUAGGUAGGCGACUGGAAGCUCGAGAAACACCUGCAUGGCAACAGGUACCUUACCUACCUGUACCUCCAAAGACUAAUAAGGAUGAGAACUAUUUAUUUUUCAUUUAUUGUGAACAGCAUAAAGGAUGAUAAAUCUUAAACAUUCUGGAAAGGAAAAUAGUUUUCAAGUGGCAUAAAUUAUUAAGGGAGUAAACGACAAAACAUUAAACUACAUAAGCAAGAGGAUAUAACAAUACAGUAGAGAUUAAAGUUCAUUUUAAAGAGUCAACAUGGAUUUUACAGAAGACCGGCGUCCCUGUACUUCCAGUGUGGAUUUUGAUCCAUAAUGGCCAACCUUGCUCUAUAGAAACAUUAGAACUCCUUUACAACUCAUGGUCUGGAACGGACCACCACCAAGAUUUGAACCCCAUCAUUCAAAUGCAUUUAAGUGCCCGAGACGGGGCUUGCUUAGUGGGCACGGUGAAGGUGUCCCCAAUGAAGGUGUCCUCCUGGUGGGAAAGCUUGGCACGGCUUGGCCUGCUCGCUAUCUUCACGUGGAGCUCCCUGGUCCAGGGAUGCGGGCCAGGCCCUGGGUACGGCAACCGCCCUAGGCCCAGGAAACUCACCCCCAUGCCUUACAAGACCUCCUUCCCCAAACUUUCCGAGAACAACCUAGGUGCCAGCGGGAGGGUGGAGGGCAAGAUCACACGUAACUCUGAACGCUUUAAUGAACUGGUGUGUAACUACAACACCGAUAUUAUCUUCAAAGAUGAGGAGAAAACCCUUGCUGACCGCUUCAUGACCAAGCGCUGUAAAGACUGCCUCAACAAACUAGCCAUAGCGGUGAUGAACCACUGGCCUGGGACGAAGCUGAGGGUGACAGAGGCCUGGGAUGAGGACGGCCAUCACCCCCCUGACUCUCUUCAUUAUGAGGGACGGGCCGUGGACAUUACCACGUCAGACCGCAUCCCAGACAAGUACGGCAUGCUAGCCCAGCUGGCUGUGGAGGCUGGCUUUGACUUUGUGUACUAUGAGUCCAAGUACCAUGUGCACUGCUCUGUCAAAGCUGAUCACUCUGUGGCGGUGGAGAAAGGGGGCUGUUUCCCAGGCUGGGCCCGGGUGACCUUGGCCGGAGGGGGACAGAAGACCCUGGCCUCCCUGGGGCCUGGAGACAGAGUGUUGGCCCUGUCUGGGUCAGGACACAUUGUCCUCAGCCGCGUCCUUCUAUUCCUACACCAAGACCAUGAGAGCAGGUCCACUUUCCUGGUCCUGGCCACAAAAGAUGGUCGCCGCCUAGCCCUCACUCCCCACCACCUGGUCUUCCUCGCACCCCAUCACAAACUCCACUACAGUGAGUACAAGGCUCAGUUUGCCAGUAGAGCCAAACCGGGGGACUAUGUACUCGUCCAUGGAGUGGACGGCCGAGUACAACCAUCCAGGAUCACAUCUGUAUCGCAGGAGGAAGGGAUGGGUGUAUACGCACCACUUACAGAACACGGCACUCUGUUUGUGGAUGGGGUGCUGGCAUCCAGCUAUGCACUUAUAGAGGACCAUAGACUGGCACACUGGGCAUUUGGGCCUCUGAGACUGCUACUGUCAUUCACCCAGCUGGUUCGGGGGGAGGGCACACUGGGAGCGCAGGUCACAGAGGCAGAGAGAGAGCACACGAAGAAGCCCCCUCACUGCAACACUCAACACAUUUGUGUGAAUCAGACACUCAGCAGCCCAGGCGUGUAUGUGAAUACAAACACUUCAGACAGACAAAGCAGUUGCGCUGCUGUACCCAUAAACAGAGACAUUGAGGGGGGACACUGUGACUCUGUGCGAAAAGAGAUUUCGAGUGUGCACUGGUAUGCUAGGCUGCUACACAGAAUUGGACAGUUCUUUCUAGACCCAAAGACAUUUCAUCAUUAGGUUAAAGGCACUAUAGACUCAACUCUGGUGCCUGUAUACUACUGAUAAUUGCUACUGUAACAUUUCCACAGUGUCCUACAGAUAAUUGCUAUUGUACUGUUACAUUUCCACAGUGUCCUACAGAUAAUUGCUAUUGUACUGUUACAUUUCCACAGUGUCCUAUAGAUAUUUGCUACUGUACUGUUACAUUUCCACAGUGUCCUAUAGGUAGUUGCUACUGUUACAUUUCCACAGUGUCCUACAGAUAAUUGCUACUGUACUGUUACAUUUCCACAGUGUCCUACAGAUAAUUGCUAUUGUACUGUUACAUUUCCACAGUGUCCUACAGAUAAUUGCUACUGUUACAUUUCCACAGUGUCCUACAGAUAAUUGCUACUGUUACAUUUCCACAGUGUCCUACAGAUAAUUGCUACUGUUACAUUUCCACUUAUGCUCUUAUUUUUCUACUGCCCUGUCUUUUACUAAAAUGUUAAACCUUAUGCACCCCGAAAGAGUAUAUUUGCAUUUUACUCACCGGUAAAUGCAUUGUAAUGUAUUUUUGUAUUAACAUUGUAUUUCCUCUUUUACUUUCAGUAAAUGUGUUGAUGGUUGGUUUGGGUGCAUGUAGAGACUAUGUCUUCAAAGAUGAUGCGUUCUAGAAGGCUUUUAUACAGGUUCAUUCCUGAGAGAAAUGGACACCAUAAUAACGGAAUCAGCAUGUGGAUUGUCAAGAAUCCAUUGUAUAUGUGUAUUGUCAAGAAUCCAUUGUAUAUGUGUAUUGUCAAGAAUCCAUUGUAUAUGUAUCUUAUUUAGAUAACAUCUACAGUAUAAGCCAACAUAAAAUGUGGGUUUCCUAUAUGCUUUAUUAUUCUAUAACAAUGAGGAAAUAUGAGUAUGUGCCAGAACAAAUAAAAGCUUUAUUUUUGUACCUUCUGAAUCAUAAUAUAUAAAUGUAGCAAUUUAUUGUAAUUAUUAUAACUAUGGCCUCAUUUGCUAUUUUGUCUUUUAAAGGUGUAAUUAAACAAAUAAUAAUACAUUAUUGUGUAAGGUAAACCCUGCUUGUGUUCCUGUUUUAAAUGUAGAUUCUCUCCGUUAAAUCCUUCUGUCUCUCCUAGGGUUUGCAAAUGACAUUUACAGAAGAUGUUAGAAUAUGUUUCAUUUAUGUUUUUCUGUCCUUGAACUGUUCUUGUCUAUUAAUGUCCUGUAUUAUGUCAUGUUUCAUGUGGACCCCAAGAAGAGUAGCAGCGGCUUUCACAACAGCUAAUGGGGAUCCUAAUAAAAUACCAAAAAGACUACAUGAAAAACUUGAGAAAUCUGACCACGGCCUAUAGUCAUAUUUGGAGCCUCCGAAUUACAGUGG
This is a messenger RNA of Oncorhynchus mykiss (rainbow trout), 3494 nucleotides long. Its product is annotated as indian hedgehog protein. The record is from RefSeq and is a predicted model, not a curated record. Gene Ontology annotation, molecular function: patched binding; calcium ion binding. NCBI's taxonomy places the organism in Eukaryota, Metazoa, Chordata, Actinopteri, Salmoniformes, Salmonidae. Gene Ontology annotation, biological process: multicellular organism development; cell fate specification; smoothened signaling pathway.